GCAUUUUUGUGCUUGCCUGGCUCCAGGUAGGAGACGGGAAGAGCUCCUUCGCCCCUAGAACUGGUAUCGCGUCCUGACAGCGUCGCUCCAGCCAGCGUGCGUUCCACGGCGACGUCGUUGAAUUCUCCGACCGACUGUCAUCGUCUAAUUGCUGCGCUCCGGCGUCGCCGCAUUAACGGCGACGAUGAUCGCCCGAACGCAUUGAAAGAGCAGAAAUUGGGUUGUGUUUGAUGUGGGCCUUGGGUCUGAACGACCCCGCGUCGCUACGCAACAUGCCGCGGAGCUGUCAAACUUUUCGGCGGCGGUGGCUGUGACUCAUCGGGAUACCUGCGCUGGAUCUGGGUGCACGGUGGUCGGCGAUCGCUGGGAGUGCGAGUGCUAUGCCGGCAGCGAGGUGCCGCGUCGUCUGUGAUGUGCGCGUGUCGUGUGGGAGGCAUGCAGCCGAACAGCGCUAGUGCGUCGCCCAUGCUCGACGAGCUCGAGGAUUACCUGCACGAGAUCAGGAGUCGGGACGACGAAGGGGACGAGGACGGCGCCGGGGACGUGUACUCGCAGCUCGCCCAGAAGGAGAAGGACCUCUUGUUGGCUGCCGAGAUCGGCAAGGAGCUCCUCGAGAGGAACACGGACUUGAGUCGGCAGAAUGAACGACUCACGGAGGAGUACUCGCGCAAGCUCGAGGCCCUGGAGCAGGAGAAGCACGCCUUGCGGCGCAAGCUGGACUCGGUGUCCGGCGAGAGCGACGGGCGCCUGUCCGAGCUUCAGGCGGACCUGGCCCAGGCCCGGCAGCAGCUGGCCGAGCAGCAGGCCCUGCUGCGCUCGCUGGACCGUGAGCGGGGCGCCGUCGUGCACGAGAUGGCCGACCAGAACCAGCGGCUCGCCCAGGAGCUCAAGGCAGCGCGCAGGGCCGAGGACCAGGCGGCUAGCCAGUACCGCUCGCUCCGGGAGCAGCUGUCGCUGCGCAGGUCCAGCCUCGACGACCACGUGUCCCAGCUGGAGGGACUCCGGGAGGAGAUCACGCUGCUGUCGGACCGCAAGGCGGAGCUGGAGCGCCGGAUCUCCGCCCUGGUGGACGAGCGGGAAAGCCUGAGCUUGUCCCUGGAGGAGUCCGGGGACAGGAUCCUGCUGCUCGAGAAGCAGCGCCACGACUACGAGGCCCAGAUCCGCAACCAGCAGCGGGACAUGGAGGAGCUGCGGGUGGCCAACGUGCAGCUGCAGGAGCGGCUGGACGCGGCGCAGCGGCUGCGCUCCUCGUCGCCGCUGCCGGGCCACAGUCUGGGACACCGGUCGCUCUUCAACGAGAUCGAGAUGUCGUCCAGCUCGUCGGCCGACGACGACGCCGCCAGCACGGGGCGUCGUAGCCGGCAGCUGUCUCAGCUGGGCUCUUCGUCGGCGGGCUUCGCGGCGGACUUGGACGAGAUCGAGUGCGACGAGUGCGAGCUGGGCAGCGAGGAAGACAAGCUGCGGCAGGAGCUGGCCCAGGCGCUACAGGAGCUGCAGCGGCUGGUGAGCGACUUGCGGCGGCAUCGCGACAGCGCGGCGUCCUCGGACAGCGGUGUGCCUCCGUCCCCGGCCGAGGUGCACCCGAGGGACGUGACCGGACAUAUGCUGUCCGCCAUCUUGGCCGACCUCCGGCUCCUGCUCCAGGACAUGCUCGCCGGAUCGGGCUGCCAGGGUUGCCAGACGCUGGCCGAGGAGCGCGCCCAGGCGGAGCAGCUGCGCCGGGAGCUGUGCGACAAGUCGGACGAGCUGCGGCAGCGCAGCGUGGAGCUGAGCGAGGCUCAGCGCCAGCUGACGCUGCACGACACCGAGCUGCAGGCGCUGCACGAGGAGAGGGACCGGCUGCGCGACGACGUGGGCAGCAGCCGCAUGGCCAAGGACGAGAUCGUCAAGCGAGCCUGGGACACCAGGGACCAGGCGGUCGCCAGGAAAAACAACACAGAAAUUGAGCUGGCCAAGACCCGCAUUGAGCUGAUGCACAUCAACAGCCAGCUCAUGGAGGCCAUCCAGCAGAAGGUGGAGCUCUCUCAGCAAUUGGAGCAGUGGCAGGUGGACAUGCAGGCCCUCCUGGACGAGAGGGUGAAGAAGCAGCUGCGCAGGCAGGAGAAGGAGGACAGCCGGCGCAAGGCGCAGGCGGCCGCCACGUGUGCCAACGGCUCGCAGCAGGGUGCCGCGGGCCGGUCGGCCGGCAAGCUCUUCGGGCUCUGGAGGAAGUCGCAGGCUCCUCAGUGAGGCCACCCACGCCGCACAGCCUCCCGGUGCCGGCUUCUUCGACCCGCCCUCACCUCGUUUGUGUGGUGAAAGUACGCCGUCUGCAAGGCGUCUCUGACGGGUCCAUUUCUCCCUUCAUUUGCACUCGAGGACAUUGUACGAGCGUCGUGCCAUCGCCUGCCAAGAUCCUGGUGGUGUCGCUGCAGCAGUGCUGGAUGGGGCAGAUGCCCGUUCCGCUGCACUCUCCAGCUUGAAGGUCCACGGCCGUUUUAGCAGCCAGGAGUGCCGCUACAACGGCGACAGUUGCGUUUGCUCUCCUGCCUUUUGCUGCAACUUGGACGCCCAACCGCCAGGGUCGGGACGUCCGACAACGUGACACUCUGGCUUUUGGGACAUCAUUUGUUGCCGCUUUGGGACCACUUUGGAUGCACGGGCGGAAGAAUAUGCGCCGGUUGGAGACGCCUUCCAGGCAGCACCCCUGCUUUCCAUGGCCGGACCUGCCGAGAUCUGAUGGUGCGCACUCUACGACGAUCUCUGCGACAGUCGAGUCGGUAAUCUCAACGGGGCCGGAGAGUGCGCCAGGCCCAAGUGCGGUGCAGAGACGACGUUGCGCACGACUCUGGACUUUGCGUGGCGAGUACAGACUGUUCUGCCACCUCGGAGUUUUAGAUAGUAACAUGUUUGUGUUUGCCGUUUCCCUGCCUGAAAUUUCGCCGGCCGGUUUUUUGCGGUCUCUCCACGAGGAAUGAAUGAUUCUCUCUAAGGUCUGCGAGUGUGUCUUGCCCGAUCGAGGCAAGGCGUACAAAGGCUCUACCUUCUGCUCCUUUGAUGGCCGACAUUUAGCAAAUUCAUUCGCAAUCCCAGAUCUUUUUAUCGAGCGCGUCGAGUUGCUCUUAUGACGGCAGCCGACGUGCAUUUCUCGGAAAACGUUUCUUCGUGUUCAGUCGUACAGCUGCGUACAAAAAGAUAUAAUCGUCGUUCUUGAACUCUAAAUGCUGCUAAGCGUUAACUGGAAUAUUUGAGCAUCUGCAAAAGUUUCGUUAGGAUAGGGUUUGAUGCCGCCACCAUUCGAGCCAAGGGGAGCAAGUGGAUACGAAAUGCUGAUGGGGAUUAGAUUUUUUCGGUCUACAAGCGGGUCAGCGAAUUUAUUUUGAAUGGUGGAUAAUUUAGGUAGUAAUAUAUUUUUGUUUAUAAAAUAAGAUAGUCCACUCAAAGUUGAUUAUCCAUUACGAAUCAUUGUUUGCUCGGUUGGCCACACAUUGUACAUAGAAAAUAUUAUGUUUUCAGACACAUCUCGAGGUUGUAUAGUUGUCUCGAAGGGGCCCAUGUUGGGCACCGAAUUUUGUACAUAGGCAUUGUUUCUUUGCAGAGUGUGAAAACUGUUUGUGCACUCUCUGUUCCUUCCACUGCGGGGUUUGCAGCGCGUCUCAUUUCACUAAGUCAUGAAAGCCUAAGUGGUUCCGGUGUGGAUGUCUUACGUGCAAUGCGGAGAGAAAGUCGUCUGCUUCUUGCGCAGGAGUUACGAUGAUGUCAGAACGCCGAGCUCUUAUUGGCUGGUUAAAAAAAAUGUAGUGGGUAAGGCAUCUAGCAUUGAGGUCUACCCACUAUCCUUCCAAUCAAAGCCAACCAGCCUGGCGUCGUUCCGAUGUCACCGCAACUUCUGAGCAAGAAGCAGACGACUUGCUGUCUGCAUGGGGUGCGAGAGAAGAAAGAAAAGCAAGCUACUGUCUUAAACCUAAAUUUCUGCAUCGGCAGUCUGGUUUAGUCCGCAAAUUGUCGUAGCAACAUCCCUCGUCGGGGGAGUCUAGGAGAUCUUUCCAGGAGACACGGCGAGUAAUGUUCUUCAAGAAGCAUAAAAUUGACAGAUUUCAGUGGCUCUUUAAACAAGCAGAGGUAUGAGCUGCAAAUUAUGAGCACAUGUCUUUUCAGCUCGCAUGUAAAGUGAGAAAAAUUUUGAGUCUACUCGUAAUUUUUUACCACUCUAAAAGGAUGCACUUCGGCAUUUAAAGAUCUCUGGACGUAUGCCUGAAGCCAUUCUGAACGCUGUUGAAGACCACAAAAGUUGCAGUAAAGUGACUUCCAAGGAAAGAAAGGAGUGACCGUGGAGAGCUUGGCAACAAUUGUCCGUUGUUCCUCGGCACAAAAGCGACCACUGUAAAGCUUCAAGAAUUUGUCGAGACUUUUUGGAAACAUCACCUCCCAGAAUUCCUGAACGCGAGCUUCCCAAGCUCGCUUUCCUGUGAUAAGAGUCAGAGGGGCCAUUUAGACUUGCGCUGCUGGCUGCACCCAGACCACAUUCUCAGCAGCUCUUGUAGGCACUCUAGCGUAGCAUUCGAGGCUACAUUUGACCAGCAAUAACCUGCUACUACAGUAGCGCUGUCAAACUUGGUGCAAUUAAGCACCUUUCCCUGCGGUCGCUGGAACUGAAACCCAUAGGCAGCCAUGUUAUGAGGGUGGUCUGCACCGCGAGGUUCUUCGUGUAAUUAAAGGACGCUUCUGGUCUA
Ixodes scapularis (black-legged tick) is the source of this 4712-nucleotide messenger RNA. Its product is annotated as bicaudal D-related protein homolog. The transcript is spliced from 9 exons. The record is from RefSeq and is a predicted model, not a curated record. Bases 412 to 2229 code for a protein of 605 amino acids. Lineage: Eukaryota; Metazoa; Arthropoda; Arachnida; Ixodida; Ixodidae.